Molecule: messenger RNA, 1344 nt
Organism: Saccostrea cuccullata (small rock oyster)
Lineage: Eukaryota; Metazoa; Mollusca; Bivalvia; Ostreida; Ostreidae
Exons: 13
Coding region: 1-1344 (447 amino acids)
Biological process (GO): protein ubiquitination
Cellular component (GO): cytoplasm
Molecular function (GO): ubiquitin-protein transferase activity; metal ion binding
Source: RefSeq, a predicted model, not a curated record
AUGAGUGCAUCAAUUGUAUUCCUGAAUGUUAAUAGAGAAGUUGAUGAAUAUUACUGGCAUAGACUUGCCGAACAUGAGGCUUCAGAAAAUCAGAAAAGAAAAUACCAACAUGGGGUAGGUGUGUGUACAGUAUUUCUUCUCGAUACAUCCGCAAGUAUGGCAGGGGGAGGAUUUCAACAAAUGAGGAAGGCUUUCUUGGACAUAUUAAAUGAAUUCAUUGUUCAUCCACACCUCGACGAAAAUGUUGCCGUCAUUAUGUUUGGUGAAGAAGUCAAAUUCUUACAUUAUUAUUCAAACAACUAUGGAUCCAUUAGAGAUUGUCUUAAUCACAUAGAAUGUAGAGGGAGCUCGCCCAUGGAAGCAGGCAUUCUUCUUUCUUUGUCCUGCAUACAAUACGGUGGAGGUCACAAUGCCGUUUUUAAUCAUCAUAUAAGUGUACGACCAAGAUUGGUUAUAAUUUCCGACGGUCGGCCAACUACAUCCAGUGAUAUAGGUAGUCCAGAACUGGAAAAUUUUAGUAAAGAAUCGGGUUUUGACGGCGAUUUCUUAAAGUCAUUGGUGGAAGUAUCUAAAGCAGGCAGACUUAUUUUCUAUGAAGAUGCAAAACAGUGUGGAAGGUUUGCUCUAAACAUGAGAAUUGCGUGCUGCAUUGCAGAAAAAGGAAUGUCAUUUAACUUAACCCGGGAAGAAAUAAAAACCAUCGCCAAAAUGUCCUCUUUACAUGACGUGUCUACUAAAGAUCUGGAGGAUGUAUGUGAUAUAAUAAACGAGAUAGGUGCAUACAAACCAAUUACUGCUGAAGACCUAGAAGAAGAUUUGUUCACUGAGCGAUAUGAAAAUCUUCCUUGCAUUGGUACAAGAGUAAAGCGUGGACCUCAUUGGACCUACAAAAAUCAGGACUGUCACGGUCCUGGUACAGUGAUUGGACAUUCUGAACGAGUUGGAUGGGUAAACGUAGAAUGGGAUAGUGGUGUAAGAUUGAGCUAUCAAUAUGGAUUUGAUGGCUUUGUUGAAAAAUACGACAUCGCUUCAUGCCAAGAACCAAGGAUUCUAGAAAAUGAGAUGAUUGCCGUGGGUUGUUGUGUUACCAGAGGUCCUGACUGGAAAUGGGGAGAUCAGGAUGGUGGGGAGGGGAAUGUUGGAACGGUGUAUAGAGUUAGAAAGGAUGCUGUUGUCCUUGUAAAAUGGCCAAACGGUAAUCGUAGUAACUAUAGAUUCGGGUACGACAGCAAAUACGACAUUACUUUGUGUGAUCCAUUUGAUCCGCUGGUGAUUCAGUCAUUAGAUUAUCAACACAGAUCAAACUUCUCUGGAAAUUCCAGAAAGGAGGAACAUAAAUCUUGA